GUAUCCUUAAUGAAAUUAGAUCCGUUCAACCCCCCGGGGGUUGGAAAGUGGUGAUAGUAGAUGAGCCAUCGCGCAAGAUUAUGGAUUCUGCGGUUAAGAUGUACGACAUCUUGGAGGAGAAAGUUACUUUGGUUGAAAGUCUUGAAAAGCCACGUCAGGCUUAUCAAACCCUGGAGGCAGUUUAUAUAAUUACGCCAUCUGAAGAAUCAGUUGCUAGAGUAAUUGAUGAUUGUUCAAAACAAAAGGCACCUUUGUACGCUGGUGCCCAUCUAUUCUUUAUCUCUUCAAUUUCUCCACAGUUAAAGGCCAAACUCCCUCCAGCUUAUGUGAAAACAUGCAAAGAACUCUAUAUCGAUUUUCAUGCCAAAGAAGCGCGUGUUUUUUCUUUCGAGUCUCCAUCAAGUUACUUCAAUUUAUAUUCACCCAAGAAACAGGAUAAGUUUGAUUUAGAAAUAAGGAAUCUUGCAAAGAAACUUCUUUCUAUUUGUAUUUCGUUGGGAGAAAAUCCGUUGAUUCGAUAUCAAAGGGGACUGGAUGCUGAACAUCCGACAAAAAGUUUACCUUACAAAUUAGCCAUGUUGGUGCAACAAGAGUUAGACGAUUAUGUAAAAUUCAAUCAUAAUGGUUUUCCACUGCAAGAUCCACAACGCCCACGGGCCGUUCUAUUUAUUGCGGAUCGAACUAUUGAUAUGUGUGCUCCGCUACUACAUGAAUUUACAUAUCAAGCCAUGGCCAACGACCUCCUGCCGAUCGAGGAUGGAAACAAGUACACAUAUAAUUAUACGGGUGAGGAUGGAGAACAAGCGGCGACGGAGGCUAUAUUGGAUGAUACCGACAAUGUAUGGGUUGACAAUAGACAUAAACACAUGAAAGAAUGCAUCGAUAAACUCAUAAAAGAUUUUAACGAGUUUUUGGGUGAACACACUGGCUUCACUGACAAAGAGAAAGCGGCCAACCUGAACGAUAUGAAAAAAAUGUUGGCAACUUUACCACAGUUUCAGAGUAUGAAGGAAAAGCUUUCUGUCCAUAUGAGUAUUGCACAAGAGUGUAUGGCAAUGUUUGAAAGAGAGAGGCUUUCUGAAAUCGCUAUAAUAGAACAGAAUUGCGCUACAGGGUUUACAGCCGAUUUCGCUCAUCCAAAGACACUUGUUGAAGAUAUGGUACCUUUGUUAGAUAACCCAGUGGUUAGUUCAACGACUAAAGUUAGGAUGCUCAUGUUAUACAUAAUGUAUAAGAACGGCAUUCUGGAGGAAGAUAGACGCAAACUAUUGGCACACGCGCAAAUUUCGUUAUCAGAAAACGAUGCCAUUAACAACUUGGGAUUUUUCGGUGUUAAAUUGAUUAGGAAGCCAAAGAAGUAUAGGCAGAAACAAGGAGAAGAAAUGCCAUACGAGAUUUCUCGGUAUAUUCCAAAGCUAAAACUUGUAUUGGAGAGUCACAUCGAUAAAACGAUAGACCACACGGCUUAUCCAUAUACGAAGGAUCCAACCGGGGACCCAGAUGGUUCUAAGGCCACACAACAAGGGCCUGUAUCUUUAAGAAGUGCCAGGGCAGGUUGGUAUAAGAAGGGUCAGGCGGCUGAAAGUCGUGCGGGUCGUAUAAUAGUAUUCGUGGCUGGUGGUGUAUCUUACUCGGAACUUCGUUCCUGUUACGAACUUUCUGAUAAACAUCGUCUGGACGUAAUUAUUGGUUCAACACACCUAGUAAAUCCUAAGAAUUUCAUUAAUGAUUUGUCACUUCUCCUGAAUCCACCCUCGGAGCAAAAAGCCCCACCUUUGCCUGCUCGCCCGAGUUCACAAGAAAAUCAAACACCGCCCGGAGCUUCCAGACCUUCUCCAUCAGGUGGCUACGUGUCACAAGUGCAAAGUGGAUAUUCACAAUACGGAUAUAAUCAACAACAGAGUAGCAAUUACGCGCAGGGAGGUUAUUCUAGGCCAAACCAGGGCUACCAAAACUUACCACAGAGCAUGCCAGCAUCUAACCAACAAUAUAUCAACGUUCCAAGACCACCACCCAGCAGUUCUACGCAAUCCGAUAAAACGAAACCUAAGAGUAACCGUUUCAAAUUUUAA
This is a messenger RNA of Acaulospora morrowiae, 2072 nucleotides long. NCBI's taxonomy places the organism in Eukaryota, Fungi, Glomeromycota, Glomeromycetes, Diversisporales, Acaulosporaceae. The record is from the annotation of a GenBank genome assembly.